This is a messenger RNA of Lottia gigantea (owl limpet), 834 nucleotides long. RefSeq lists its product as hypothetical. The record is from RefSeq and is a predicted model, not a curated record. The transcript is spliced from 2 exons. Lineage: Eukaryota; Metazoa; Mollusca; Gastropoda; Lottiidae. Bases 1 to 834 code for a protein of 277 amino acids.
AUGGCAUAUAGAAAACUAGAUCCAAUAUUUCAAUUAUAUGAUCCAAUUCUUUAUUCGUUUAAUAAGAAAAAAGAGGAUUACAUUAUCAUACCACCAACCGUUGGCUCUAGGUCUCAACUAAAUGAUGGGGAAACCAUCAAACACCCUGGGGAAUUUGAUACAAUGUUCAAAACAGUUUUAUAUCCUAAAGACUUAGAUUCAGUCUCAGGCCGGAUACCCGAUGUUGGCAAUGGAAAUGUUUUAAAAGAACCGGUAAGAAAUCUUGCAAAUGAUGCCGAUUUAGCUAGAGUGAGAGUUGUUGCUCGAAACACAAUAGAAAGAGUAGCACGAGCAACUAAUCAUGGAUUCGAAAAACGAGUACUUCAGUAUAAUAAUGUUGUUGAGAAUCAUAGGUGGGGUAAUUACGUAAAUUGGAAAUUAUAUCCUUUAUUCGGUCUGUUGAAACACAGAAAAGUUUCCAUAGGGUUACCAUAUAAAAUUCAUCUACGAAGAGAAAUCAAUGAUGAUAAGAUAUUCUUUGGAGAGAAUGCUUCAAAUGCAAAAUUAGAAAUAUCGAAUCUCCAACUUUACAUACCCGUAAUAACACCAUCAAUUGAAGUAGAAACGAGAAUAUUCUACUCAUUAACUAAGGAUAUUGAAAUAGCAUUUCUUCGUCGUAAUAAGGUAGGUAGUAUGACUUUAACUGGAGAAUCCACCACAUGGCUAAUCACUAACACUAUUAAACCAGCAAGAUAUUUAAUGGUUGGUUUCAAGAACUUACCAGAUUCUCAAACGAAUAACAAUUAUAUCUUUAGAGUAGCAAUGAACCAAAUUCAAGAUCCUAUAAUCCUAUAA